AGACUUUAAUCAGACUCCUGUUUCCGAGUUGAUAGGUAUGAUGACAUUGACAGUGAAAUGGCGACUUUUCGUCGUGAGGUGGAUCGUCUGAAAACCGAGAACUACACAGUGUGCAUGCGCCUUAUUGAUACCAAUGAAGAAAACACAAAACUCCGGGAAUCGAAUAUGAAAUUGAAGAAUGAAAAUGACAAAGUGAAAGCUGAGUUGCAAAAACUUGAAAGUUGUGUUGCAAUGGAACGUCAUCAAUCUGUGCGGUUACGUAAUAGACUCCAAUGCAGCCCAACUGAGCGUGAUUUGAACGACAUGAAACGUGAAAUUGAUGAGUUGAAAAUCAAACUUGCUCAAGCUCAUUCUAAGAGGAAUCUUUGUGAUGGUGAUGUCGACACUCGGAUACAGAUGCUGCAGCAAGACAAAAAAGAAGCAAUUGAAAUGUAUGCCGGGGCACUUGAGAGUCUUGCCAAACUUAGAGAAGAUUGUGCAGCGGCUGAAGCAUUAAGGAACAAGUAUCUGGAUGAGAAAGAACAGGCUGAACUUACAUGUGCAGUGUUGCAGAGUGAUUGCGACAUGUUUAAAAUGAGACGUGACUCAGUGUGGCAGCAACUCAAAGAAGUUGAAAAGGAAAGAGAAAUUUUAAUGAGAGAACGAAACGAUGCUCAACAUUUUGCAAAAGACUGUAUGGAAGAGAAAGCCAAAUAUCGAGCCCAGAUUCGAAGUUUGGAAGAAAAGUACGACAAACUUUCACAGGAUCUCUUACAAAAGGAGCGGGAACUAUGUCACCUGAAAUCAAGCAACAGACCCAAACAUAAAGUUGCUGAUACACAAUGGACAGGCACAGAUAAAUUUAUCUCAAGAAGAUCUAAUUCUUUUUCAACAUGCACUGCGUCCAGUACAUCAAGUCAACAUGAAAUAUUGCAGGACUGUUCGGAUAUUUCUUCUGAAUGUGAACCGUUCAGGGAACGAACAUAUAUUACAAAACAUUAUGAAAAAUAUUUGAAGAAAAUCAAAAUCUUCUCAAAAAUUACACUUGGAAAUUUUGGUGAAUAUUGUCAGAAUGUAUUACCUGGUAUUGAACUAGCGGCUGAUUAUGGCCCAGGUGAUGCUGAUGAAACCCCAUUUUCCAAACCAACCAAUGAAAAAUACAAGAAAAAGUGGUCAUCAGGCAGUGAGAGUGAAGUUAAUGGUCCACUUAUACGAAAAGAUGUAAUCCGUCGCCAAGCUAUCCCUCGUCGCACUAACACAGAUAUUACUCGAAGUGCCACUAACUCAAAUGUCUCUCUACCAACACAGGAGGCAGCAAUAUCAAAAACUCUGUGAAAGUAGGUUAAAAAUGCCGGUUGUUUGGAGUUUAAUUUCUUCCACUGUGUACUCCACUGUGUACAGUAUAAACUAUCUACUACUUACUUUUCUUUUAAAAAUUGUCCUUCUUUAAAACGCUUUUUAUUUGUCCUGCAAUAAUUUGAUCUUUUCUUUAAAACACUUAAAAUACUCAAUCAUUUAAAAUGUUACAGUGUGUUAAUAUUGUUUAAUAUAUAUCAUCAUGUCCACCGCCAAACUGUACGGAAACUUCACUUGGACCAUGUAAACGCACCUAAUGGUUAAAAAUUUUUUUUUCUAUUGUUGCCGUAUUUCCGUAAAUUAGUAUUAUACUCCUUAUUGUUUCUCCAACCAACCAAUGAUUAGGAAACCUGAAAAUUCUGAUAAAAGUGUGUAGCUAAUUGAUCCUUUUACUUGUAGCUAAUUGAUCCUAUUACUUGAAAUUUCCGAUUAAGUUCUUUUUUCUGUCGUUUUGUCAAUGCUGCCUAGUAUUUUCACAGCAAUGAGAAAUAAACUGAUUUACUUUUCUGUCUAUUCUGGCAACCAA
Molecule: messenger RNA, 1861 nt
Organism: Ciona intestinalis (vase tunicate)
Lineage: Eukaryota; Metazoa; Chordata; Ascidiacea; Phlebobranchia; Cionidae
Source: RefSeq, a predicted model, not a curated record